This is a messenger RNA of Rhododendron vialii, 543 nucleotides long. RefSeq names its product F-box protein At4g18380-like. The coding region runs from base 1 to 543 and encodes 180 amino acids. Gene Ontology annotation, molecular function: protein binding. Lineage: Eukaryota; Viridiplantae; Streptophyta; Magnoliopsida; Ericales; Ericaceae. The record is from RefSeq and is a predicted model, not a curated record. The transcript has a single exon.
AUGGAACUCUGGGUGAAGAAGAAACAAGAAGCAGGGAACCAGUUCCACCGUUUACCGGACGACGUUGUACUCCACAUCUUCAACAAGCUCUCCGACGUCACAUGGCUGUGCAGAUGCUUCGUGGUCUCCAAGCGAUUCUCCUCCCUCGUCUCUCACGUCCAAACUCUCUCCUUCCGAUCCGAUAUCUGGAAUUCUGUUUUGAAUUCCUGCUCUGUUUCCCGCAAAUUUGAGGAAAGGAAUUCCAAACGGAAAUUCUCAGGAAUCUCCCUCAAACCCCUUGGAUGCCUCAAGAAUCUCCCUCCCUCUCCUCCUUCGCGACUGAAUUUCCCCAACUUUGUGUUCCACUUGAAACAGAUUCAGUCUCUUAAUAUCGAACUUCCCUUCGAUGAAUUCAUCGGUAACAAUGAUUCUGUUCUCGAAUAUUGGGGUGCCAAAUUCACCACAAAACUCAACAGAUUCAUGGUUCUCUAUGCAACAUCUCUCUCUAAGAUGGUGGAAUCUGAAGAAGAAGAAGAAGAAGAAGAAGAAGACAAUGAAGCGUAA